Molecule: messenger RNA, 1911 nt
Organism: Danio rerio (zebrafish)
Lineage: Eukaryota; Metazoa; Chordata; Actinopteri; Cypriniformes; Danionidae
Source: RefSeq, a predicted model, not a curated record
AGAGAAUCUCAAAGAAAUUCAAACCAUAAAGGCUUACAAAUGUCAAGUCAAUAUCUGCCAACAAAGCUGCUAAGCAGAAACAUUUCUUUAGGCAGGAUCAUCAGUAUAACUGCUUUAUUUAUUACUGUCUUGUUUGUCUGUUUCUUGUUUUUCAGCUUAUGGACUCCAAUGGCACAAAUGGUGAUGUGCCUUUCCUUCAUCAGCAAGUAUUUCAGCUGGAUUGGGAUCCUCUCACCAUUUGUGAAACUAUAUUGGCUGUGUUAACAUCUCUGUUUUUCUUUUUUGUCAACUGCGUGAUGUUCCUGGCUCUAAAAAGCAAGCACAUAUUCUUUGAGACGCCACGCUAUAUUCUUUUUGGCCACAUGCUUAUGAAUGACUCUGUGCUUUUGCUGCUAACAACUGUCAUGUUCAUGUUGGCUCUGUGUUUUUAUCCAAUACAUAAAUCCAUAUGUACUCUGUUAGUCUUCACCUCAACCCUUGCUUUCAAUAAUGCUCCUCUGACUCUAGCACUGAUGUCUCUGGAGCGAUAUGUUGCAAUCUGCUUCCCUCUGAGACACUGCACCAUCGCCACACCUAAAAGAACUGGAAUCGCCAUUGGAAUCAUCUGGUUUCUAAGUACGAUCAAUGUUAUCAUAGAUAUAAUUAUUGCUUUAGUUAAUAACCCAAAUUAUUUAGCAGAUAUUGCAUUUUGUACACUGGAGCAAUUGUAUAUAGCCAAAUGGCAGGUGGAUAAAGCUCAGUGGUUUUCUGUGUUUUAUUUUGUGUCUGUUGCAGUGAUCAUUAUAUCAACAUAUAUUAGCAUUAUGAUCACAGCCAGGUCUGUUUCAUCUGAUAAAGAUUCUGCUAAAAAAGCUCUAAGAACAGUGAUGUUGCACUUGAUUCAGCUGGGACUGUGUCUCACCUCUUUUUUAUUUGCCACAAUAGAGAUGAUACUAUACAUUAUGAUAGGAAGCACAUCGCCUCUCUUCAUCAAUCUGAGAUAUUUAAAUUAUUUUGUUGUUCUCAUUCUACCACGUUGUUUGAGUCCUCUGAUCUAUGGCAUGAGAGAUGAAGCUGUGUGGCCCUUGUUCAAAUAUUACUUCUGCUAUCGCUCAGGCAAAGUAAAGCCCUCUGUUAAUGUGCAUUAAAAAUAUGAAAGGAUUCGAAAUAACAAUGUGAAAAAGCAAAUGGGAAUGUCAAAUAAAACUACAUGUAAAUAACUAUUAUAUGAUAUUUUAUAUUAUGUAUGGUUAUAUAAUUAUUUAAGUCACUGUCAAUCUUCAAAAAUUAAUGAAAUGAUUAACUUAAUAUUAUUUAAUAAUCAAAUUAUUGACUAUUUAAAUUAUUGAAAGUUAAUAUUUACAUCUGAAAUGUGGUAAUAAAUAGGUUAAGUUCUCUGUAGACCAUAUGUUUUCAUAACUGCUUUUCAGGCUUAAUUUGUGAUGUGUCUUGAACAUUUUAAAGCCCUCAGGAAAGUUUUUGAAAACAUACAGUAUUCUUAACUAAAAAAAUUGGUUUACAUUUUGAAAGGGUUGGUGAUAUACUCAUAAGCAAAAAAAUAAUAUUAAAUGUUUUUUAUUUAAACUGUUCACUUUUUAUACUUUAAUUUCAAUUCUUUGUCACUUUUGUCAUGUUUUUGUCAUAGAUGCUUUUAAUGAAAAUAUAAAUUUUGCCUUGCUGCUAAAAUUAAAUUUGGCUUCCUUAUACAUUAGAUAAGUGACAGACAGUUAAAGACUGCUGUGUUUUAUUUUGUGUCGUGUAUUUUGUUGCAUUGAUCAUUAUAUUCACAUAUAUCAGCAUUAUGAUCACAGCCAGGCCUGUUUCCUCUGAUAAAGAUUCUCCUGAAAACGGUGAUGUUGCACGUGAUUCAGCUGAGACUUUGUCUCAUCUUUUUUCUAUAUGCCACAAUAAAGUGAAGACUUUUGACAGUGA